Molecule: messenger RNA, 1257 nt
Organism: Ananas comosus (pineapple)
Lineage: Eukaryota; Viridiplantae; Streptophyta; Magnoliopsida; Poales; Bromeliaceae
Product: auxin-responsive protein SAUR72-like
Exons: 4
Coding region: 461-943 (160 amino acids)
Biological process (GO): response to auxin
Source: RefSeq, a predicted model, not a curated record
UCCGAAGCUAGAACGCUUUCGGAUCCGGACAGAGAAAAGGAAAUAAAACUAAGGGUAUUUUAGUAAUUUUCCACAUAACUUUUAAAUCCGCCACCUUCUCCUCCUCAUCUUCUUUUCUCCUCCUUUUUGUCUCUCUCCAUUUUUCUCUCUCUCUUACAAUGGCAGCUUCUCCUCUUGAAUAAGAUCUCGCUGCCGACCUCACAUGACGCGCCAGAAUUCGUAGAACUGCAGGAGACUUCUCUUAGCCAUAGUCUCAUGUGAUAACUCCGAAUAAAUUAUAAGAUUCUGAUUUUGAGGGCACCGAAUCAUGUGCCGUCAUGUUAGCUCAAUUCAGGCUUUCUCAGCAAUCUAUGCAUGAACAAAGUAGAAUGCUUAGGGACCUGAAGACCUAAAUGAUCACGACGAGUCGGAACCAAAACCCUAAGUUCGGUGAUCAUCAUUAGUAAGCCACUUCCAAACCAUGGGAGACGAGGGAGGGAAAGUAACAGGGAUCCGCCAAAUAGUAAGACUCAGAGAGCUUCUCCAAAAGUGGCAAUCUGUCACUCUCGGCCCAAAGGAAGAGCAACAACCUAGUAAUAAUAAGCCUUUGGGAAUCCCUCCUUCUAUCGACAAGCGGUUGAAGGGCGUCAGUGUUGGGUGCGACUCAGAUGAGGAGAACUGCCAAAGUCCGGAGCCGCCUCCAGAUGUUCCCAAGGGGUAUUGCCCCGUGUAUGUGGGGCCAGAGCAGCGGAGGUUUGUUAUACCGACGAGUUAUUUAGGUCUUCCGGUGUUUAAGCUGCUUCUGGAGAAGGCCGAGGAGGAGUUUGGGUUUGAUCACAAGGGCGCGCUCACGCUGCCGUGCGAGAUCGAGACAUUCAAGUACAUACUCCAGUGCAUGGAGAGGCACAAGCAGGGCCUCAUUGAUGAUGAAGGGAAUUCCACAGAGGUGGAGGAAUCAUCAUAAAUGAGCACAUCUCAAGAUUUGCUGCUCCCUAUCGCCACCAAUCGGUACACAAAACAUCGUCUUUAGGAAUUCUUUUCUUCCUCCUGAGGAUACUUGGUGUUCUAUCAGCUCAACGAAACUGUUGUAUCAAUAUGCUCCAACAGUGUUUAAAUGAGUGUUUUAGGGCUAUUAACAUUUUCUUUGCUUAACUAUAUAAUUGCAGGGAAUCUGCUAGAAUCUAUAUAACCCAACAUUCCCUGCCUUUGUAAUGAUGUAACCUUGCGAAUCGAUAUCCCUAAUUGAUUUUCUUUGGCAUCUGAUGCUUGAUUUAGACA